GUCACGAAUGGAUUCCCAUAACACAAUGUGCAAGGAUUACAGAGUUACUUCGACUCUGUAAAAUAAAACGAAAAUAGAAAACGUGGACAUGGCCUCCAAACCUCUAAGCGCAGAAUAUGCUAAAUCGGGCAAAGCAGGUUGCAAGGGUUGCGGGAAGUCCAUCAACAAAGGUGAACUUCGCAUAGGAUUUGUUGGCAAAGCGAACUUUGGUGCCACUGCGUGGUACCAUUACGAUUGCAUCUGGACAGACGUGAACAAUUUGAAAUUGAUCGACGCCUCUAAGUCUGCGAAGGAUUUGAUCCUUAAUUACAGUGAGUUAAAGGAUGAAGACAAGAAGAGAGUGGACAAGGAUUUGCCAAAAUUCUGCAAAGAGGCUGCAGAGAAGGCAAGCAAGGCCGAACCGAAGCCGAAGACUGAUAUGGCAGCAGAAUACGCCCCGUCAGCAAAAUCAUCCUGUAAAGGCUGCUCAGAGGCCAUUGGCAAAGGCACGCUACGUCUCGGAUUCCCCGGAAAAGCCAACUUCGGUGCCACCGCGUGGUAUCAUUACGACUGCAUAUGGAAAGACGGCAGUCCAAGUUUGGCGCCAAUUGAUACGUCUAAAAGUUUGGAAAAAAUUGUGUACGGAUUUAAAGACCUGAAAAAAGAACAUCAAACGCUUUUAGAAAAAGACCUCAAGAAAAACUGUAAAUUAGCAGAGGAGAAGGAAUCAAAGCCUAAACCGCCUCCGCUGAAAAUGACCGCGGAGUAUGCUAAAUCGGACAAAUCGGAAUGCAAAGGUUGCGCAGACAAAAUCGUUAAAAAUGCUUUGCGUGUAGGAUUUACCGGAAAGGCAAACUUUGGCGCCGUGGCAUGGUACCACGUGGAUUGUCUAAAGAAAUCUCCUAAGGAGUAUGCAGAGGGCAUCAGGGCUGAUGAGUCUGUAAAACAAAUUGUUGAUGGUUUUGACAAACUGAAAGAAGACGAUAAAAAGAAAGUGGAAAGUGAAGUGAAGACAUUGUUACCAGGAGCAUCGAAACGAAAGUCAGAAGGUGAUGAAAAAUCCUCUCCCGCAAAAAAGACCAAGAAACAGAGAAACUGACCACUGGCCUGUCAUUGGACUUGCUGAAACAUAGGGAUGGACCUGUCAUUUGGAUUUUGACUGAAAUGCUGUUCAUUGAAGACUUGCAUAAUAGCAAAAAUUAUCGAUUUGUUUUUUAUCAUUUUAACCAAUGUACGUAUGUUCAUUUGUUUACACGUGUGCAAUGAAACACUUCUUUAAAUAAAUUUCACCCCACAUAAAA
Messenger RNA from Ostrea edulis (European flat oyster), 1280 nucleotides. RefSeq lists its product as uncharacterized. Gene Ontology annotation, molecular function: ATP-dependent polydeoxyribonucleotide 5'-hydroxyl-kinase activity; double-stranded DNA binding; polynucleotide 3'-phosphatase activity. Bases 89 to 1078 code for a protein of 329 amino acids. The transcript is spliced from 2 exons. Gene Ontology annotation, biological process: DNA repair. NCBI's taxonomy places the organism in Eukaryota, Metazoa, Mollusca, Bivalvia, Ostreida, Ostreidae. The record is from RefSeq and is a predicted model, not a curated record.